AUGCUCAGUCACAGGGUGACAGAAAAAAAAAAAAAGCCAGCACCAUAAAAGGACGCCUACAUAAUCUCUCUUAACAUGCCAAAGUAACCUACUUCAGUUGGGCAAAUACUUAACUGCUACUGCCCGGAGGCCCCAACAAGUCAGAGAGGUAAACUGUGAACACCAAUGAUGGAUACAAAACUGGACAACAAUUUUACAAUAGUCUUUGCAGCUUCUCAGGGCAACGACUGUGAUCUCUAUGCACACCACAGCACAGCCAGGAUACUAAUGCCUCUGCAUUACAGCAUUGUCUUCGUAAUUGGGCUUGUAGGAAACGUGCUAGCCUUGGUUGUCAUUAUUCAAAACAGGAAAAAAAUCAACUCUACUACCCUAUAUUCAACAAACUUGGUGAUUUCUGAUAUACUUUUCACCACUGCUCUGCCUACACGGAUAGCCUACUACGCCCUGGGCUUUGACUGGAGAAUCGGCGACGCCUUGUGUAGGAUAACUGCGCUGGUAUUUUACAUCAAUACAUAUGCAGGUGUGAACUUCAUGACCUGCUUGAGCAUUGACCGGUUCUUUGCUGUGGUGCACCCUCUGCGGUACAACAAGAUGAAAAGAAUUGAACAUGCAAAAUGCAUCUGCAUAUGUGUCUGGAUUCUAGUAUUUGCUCAAACACUCCCGCUACUCAUAAAACCUAUGUCAAAGCAGGAGGAAGAAAGGACUACAUGCAUGGAAUAUCCAAACUUUGAAGAAACGAAAUCUCUUCCCUGGAUGCUGCUUGGUGCAUGUUUCAUAGGAUAUGUGCUUCCUCUCCUGAUCAUUCUCAUCUGCUACUCUCAAAUCUGUUGCAAACUCUUUAAAACUGCCAAACAAAACCCACUAACUGAGAAAUCUGGUGUAAACAAAAAGGCUCUCAACACAAUUAUUUUUAUAAUUGUUGUGUUUGUUCUCUGUUUCACACCUUACCAUGUUGCAAUUAUUCAACACAUGAUUAAGAAGCUUCAUUUUCCUGGUCUCCUGGAAUGCAGCCAAAGACAAUCGUUCCAGAUCUCCCUGCACUUUACAGUAUGUCUGAUGAACUUCAAUUGCUGCAUGGACCCUUUUAUAUAUUUCUUUGCAUGUAAAGGGUAUAAGAGAAAGGUUAUGAAGAUGUUGAAGCGUCAGGUCAGUGUAUCAAUUUCCAGUGCCGUGAGGUCAGCCCCUGAAGAAAACUCGCGUGAAAUGACAGAAACUCAAACAAUGAUACAUUCCAAGUCUUUAAACGGAAAGUAAAAAGGAAUUAAAUCUUGGGUUUACAGCAAAGUAGAUUGUAUGACAAACUUUGCCGGACUUUUCUCAUACAGCAAAAUGAUUGUUCAACUUCCAAUAAGGAUUCAUGUAAAUUCCUUUCGUUGGGCAUUAGCUCCCACCUCCAACUUGGAAGAAAACUGAUAUGUAUUAUUU
Odobenus rosmarus divergens (Pacific walrus) is the source of this 1425-nucleotide messenger RNA. Its product is annotated as G protein-coupled receptor 183. Gene Ontology annotation, molecular function: G protein-coupled receptor activity; oxysterol binding. Gene Ontology annotation, biological process: G protein-coupled receptor signaling pathway. The record is from RefSeq and is a predicted model, not a curated record. The transcript has 2 exons. The coding region runs from base 166 to 1254 and encodes 362 amino acids. NCBI's taxonomy places the organism in Eukaryota, Metazoa, Chordata, Mammalia, Carnivora, Odobenidae. Gene Ontology annotation, cellular component: membrane.